CCCUGGGAUGCCACGUUUGAUGCCUUCAACCUUAGAAAAUAUUCCAGAUAACCCGAAUGAAACUCUGUCCCCUAGAAAUGAACAAGGGAUUUUAAAAGCAAUGUUGGUCAUCCUUUUUUUAAAGCCUUUUGAUCUAGGUUUUGGAAUUAAAGUAGACUGAAAUAGUACAGGGACAAGCUAUUUGCUGCCCAAGUACAGCAGGAGCCAGUAAAUUCCGAUUCCAUUUGAAUAAUAGGUUAUUGAUCUCAUCCGAUAUCUACGUUUUGCUUCGAUUGUCUAGGAAGACAACGUGUGAUUUCAGUCUGAGCUCUGUUGGGGAAAUUGUGCCUCUUGGCAGUCAGCUUGUGUGUCCCACACAUUAUCAUUGUGUGUUCUGUCUUUUUCAGUGUGAUGCGGGUGCCCUGUGCUGCAUUAGUGUUAACACUGUGUGUUCUGUCUUUUUCAGUGUGAUGUGGGUGCCCUGUGCUGCAUUAGUGCCUGUGAAAUGCUGGCCUGUCUGCCAGUAGCAGGUGACCUUUCCCUCCAGCUUCUCUCCCACUCGCAGAUGAACUCUGGACUUCAGAAAUGGGACACUACCCAGAAAAUGAGAUCUGCACAGUAUCCAACACCAGCGGAACUGGAUGCCUAUGCUAAGAGAGUUGCCAACAGCCCACUGACGAUAAAAAUCUUCCCCAACAGCAUCAAAGUUCCGCAGAGGAAGCACAUUCGGCGCACCGUGAACGGCUUGGACACGUCCAGCCAGCGCUACAGCCCGUACCCGACUCCCGCCAGCGCCAAGACCGGCCUCCUCGCCAUCGUCAAGGGGCCCCUCAAAGGGCCCAUCAAAGGGAUCCUCAAAGGCUUUGAAAGCGGCCGAGCGCGUCUGCUCCCAGAGGUGACCAUGAACCCCCCCAGCGGGCCGUACGGCACUCAGAGCACUUUAAACCUCCCCCAGGCCCAGAGCAACGCCCGGGCCAGACCCCUGCCCCAGCGCCAGGGCCUGCUGCACCCGCACCCGCACCCGCAAACUUUACAGCUGCAGCAGCAACCAGGCCUGCUGCAUCCGCAAACUUUACAACAAGGCCUGCCGCAUCCACAAACUUUACACCAGCAGCAACAGACUCUGCAGCGCCAACAGACUUUACAGCAGACGCUGCAGCAACAGCAACAGGCGCUGCAACAACAGCAGCAGCAACAGACGCUGCAGCAACAGCAGCAGCAACAGACGCUGCAGCAACAGCAGCAGCAACAGACGCUGCAGCAACAGAAGCUGCAGCAACAGACGCUGCAGCAACAGAAGCUGCAGCAACAGCAGCAGCAACAGAUGCUGCAGCAUCAACAGACUUUACAACGGCAGCUGCAACAACAACAGCAGCAACAGACAGGCCUGCCCCAUCCACAGACACCGCAGGAUCCGAGGCAGCUCCCAGGUAUGGCCCAGCUGCCAAAACUGCAGCAGCCGCAGGUCCUGCCCCAAGCACAGACUCUGCAGCAGCCGCAGGUCCUGCCCCAAGCACAGACUCUGCAGCAGCCGCAGGUCCUGCCCCAAGCACAGACUCUGCAGCAGCCCCCUGGCCUGCCCGGACUGCAUGGACCCAGGAAGAUGGCGGACGGCGAGGCUCCGCCCAACGUGACCGUGUCUACCUCCACCAUCCCGCUGUCCAUGGCGUCGGGCCGGCAGCAGGGCCGGCCGGCGGACCUGAGCAGCAUCGUGCAGCAGAUCAGCCAGUUCUGCCAGCCGCGGCCGGGCGCCAGCACUACCUCAGUGUGCGAGGGACAGAUCGCCAACCCCAGCCCCAUCAACCGCAACCUGCUCAUCAACGCCAGCUCCCGCGUGUCCGCCCAGAACCCCGCCCCCGCGCCCCUUCCGUCCUGCGCCCUCGGCUCCAUGGACAAGCCGGCCGCCCCACCCGCCACCACCAACCGCAUGCCAGUCUACAGCAGCGACAUGCAGCAGCAGCAGCAGCAGCGCUGCUGGAACCAGCAGCACCUCUCUCACCCACAGCAGCGAGUCUCAGAGGAACGGAACCCCUGCAGUCGGCAGCCCCGGGACCGGCAGGGGCGGAGCUACCCGCAGGACCCGUGCGCUGGCCAGCCCUACGGCUUGGCGGCCCCCAUGGAGAAGCCUACGCCCUCCCCGCCCGUCAGUGGGAUGCCGGGGGUCGUGCCCUACGCCAAUGGCCACUACUUCCAGCCCAUGUGGAACGGCGUCCUGCCGACGCCUAACAGUGACAGCUCCGGGUCACAGGACCUGGCCUUGCCAUUCCACGGGGGACCACCAGGGGGCCCUGUAGACUGCGCCCCAGGGACGCAGUACAGGGCUGGGGCCGGGUCCUCUGGCCAGACUGGCGUGAUGCAGGGCAUGGAGUAUGUGGGCGGGGAAUACCAGGCACCCUGCUUCAGAGACCAGAGCCUGGCCCUGGGGGGCAGAGCCCCAGAGCCCAGCCACAGCAGAAAUACUCAUAUUCAGGUUCCAGGGUUCAGAUAAGCUACAACUUCUGUGUACGUAGUUAUUGAUCUUUUAGUCUUAAAUGCAUAAAAAUGAAUUCAUUCAAAUGAAGCUAACUUUAAAAAAGUAUAUAUAUAUUUACAUAUCUAUAUAUAUAUACAUAUAUAUAUAUAUUUAAGAGCAAGCAGUGUUUUUGUUGUUGUCAAUCUUGCAAGUGAUCAAUUGAAACGUUUUCUAAAUAACACUCCUUAAUGUUACUCACUUGUUAGAAAAACGAGCUGUUUUCUUCUGCGUUUUAAAUGGGCUUCAUUUCCUCUUUCCCCCAUUUAUCAUCCAUGUUAUAGUGCACCCUCGUCCAUUUUUAUUUUGUUUGAUUUCCAAGCUAGAAAUCUAGCACCUGGGAGUGUAUUCAUUGUGGUGGUGGUAUUAUUAUUAUUAUUAUGAUGAUAGCCGUUUCUUUUCUUUAUCAUAACAUUGAUCUAACAAUGUCAUUUUGUCACACGUUUUUGCACCGAUGCAGAACUGCUGAGUGCAGAAUCUAGAGCCGCUGUUCAUGUUCUUCUGAUGUUCAGGGCCUGAGUCUAUCUGUAUUGGCUGCUGUUCACAGAAGCCCUAUGCAGCACUCUCCCACCAACACGCCUUUCCCGGGCCUCCUCUGUGCUGAACAGCCAAAACCUUCUUAAUGGUUCAGUGUGAGGCCUCACCCAUUCCUAAUGGUUCAGUGUGAGGCCUCACCCAUUCCUAAUGGUUCAGUGUGAGGCCUCACCCAUUCCUAAUGGUUCAGUGUGAUACCUCACCCAUUCUUAAUGGUUCAGUGUGAGGCCUCACCCAUUCCUAAUGGUUCAGUGUGAGGCCUCACCCAUUCCUAAUGGUUCAGUGUGAUACCUCACCCAUUCUUAAUGGUUCAGUGUGAGGCCUCACCCAUUCCUAAUGGUUCAGUGUGAUACCUCACCCAUUCCUAAUGGUUCAGUGUGAUGCUUCACCCAUACACAGUUUGCCCAAGCUGUUCCACACGAGUAUGAGCUUCUACGCUGAACAUAUUGCUGGACCUCAGAAGUGGACUUUGCAUAGGUUAACCAGGCGAUAAACUGAUACAGAAGCUAGCGUGGGGCUUUGUGUCUGCCCUACUCCACACUACACCCUGUUUUUGCAGUCAUUUUUUGCAGCGUUGGUGCGUGCUGAUUCUGGUUUUGUCAGCAGUUGGAAAUGUCACUUCCGCCGUAACUUAAAAUGAAACCGCAUAUACUGAUGUGAACUUGAAGCAGUUGGCUAUGGUUAAAAAAUAUGUAUGUAUGGCCAUGUUCUACUUUGAGACGUUGGUCCUUCAUAAAUCUUUUUAAUCCUAUUAGUUGUAUCUGCCACACAAUAUCACAUAGUAUUCUGUGUAGAAGUCAAUCUUAGUGAGUUUGAAAAAUUUGUGGGUGCUCUGAACCACUUGUUCGGUUUUAAGCCGAUUGUUAGAAUAGUGUUUUUAUGAAUGGGAUGACUGAAAAGAAGUGUAAAAUGUUACCAGUUUCAGAAAACAAUAUUGAGGCAUGACAUAUUUAGAUUUUCGUACCUGUGUGUUUCUCCUUUGAUCAGAUUUAAUGGGACUGCUGACCUUUUUUCCCCCUUAAGUUUACUUUUUAUUUUUUUUAUUUGCUCUUUUGUAAGAAUCAAAUGUUCAUUUGGCUCUCCAGAGGACACAAACUGACACUUUGUAUAUGUUUAGUGUUAAUGCAUCUUUAUUAUGAACACUUCUUAAGUUAUUUUUGAAAGGUGACUGUUAAAUAUGUUCAAUCAGGUCGAUGGCCAAGACUGGCUCUCUCAGUGAAGCUAUCUCUUAUCAGGUGUUUGUACUGAUGAGUAGCACCCUCAGAAAGGGAGAGCGGUUGACAUUCUCUCAGACACUACAGUGCAGAUACAAAUCCAGGCGUCUGUGUCCGCAUAGUUUCUCACACAUUCAGUUUCCGCCCAGCAAGUUCAUUAGUAAUAUGCAACGUUUUUUUUCUUUCUUUAUUUGUGAAUGGGAUCGCUUCAAGUUAGAAAACAACUUUGGAAGGUGUAGCUUUUUUUUGUCAUUUUAACAAACACUUGAAUUACUGAGAUGAGAUAUUUGGUUGAUUUGUUGGGUGGGAGUUAAACAUUUGGAAGACUAAACUUUCUACCACACCUGACAUAUAGCCAAGUAUCUGACAGAGUAGUACUAAUCGUAACUACAAGCCAAAUCAGAAUUUUGAUCUUUUUUUCACUUAAAAAUAAUGUUAGACAUAGUUGCUACUAAUUUGUAAAUGAAGAAAUGAAGAGUUACCCAGUACACAUGUGAAGAAAGCAAAUUGAUCACUUGCAACUGCUAAGUUAAAAAGAAAGGACUUUCUCAAGCAGAAUAGCAAAUGUAUUGUUUAUUUUAAUGUACACUGGUUUCACUACGAUACUGCUGUAAUUUGAAAGGAAGUAUUCUCUGAAUGUUGCCUGUGAUGGUGUGUGAGUAGUGUUUGCGGGGGCUGUUUGUGGGGGCUGAUUCACACACUCAUGCACGCACUGUUUGUCUCCCUCCCAGACAACCCUCAAAAAAGCCUUAAGUAUUUGGACCUGGGACUCGAGAACAAGCAUGAAUUGGGGAAAUCAAACUGAUCUAAUGGACAGUGUUGGCAUAUUGGCAGCAUGUGUCUUCUUAAGUUAGUAGUUUGAUAGAAGUACAACGAUUGAAUGAAGUGGCAAGGAAAUAAAUUAGAAAUUUUAUUUUAAUUAAGUUUUAUACUGUAUAGGUCUAUGUAGUCAUGGGCUGUAACAAAUGUCAUAUUUUUAAAAUUUUCAAACUACUACUUAAUUUGCCUGUUAUUUAACAUGAUUAUAGUCUUAAUUCUUUGUUUUUCUUGAAAAAAUAGGGCUGUGACUCAUUUUCUAUAUUUCAAGGUUGGAGCACAUAGGAAACUGAAUGCAAAUGGCAAAUUCAAAAUUUACUGAAUUGAAUGAAAAAUGCACAAAUAAUGAUUGUCAAGCAGGAACCUGGACACAAGAUCUUUAUUUUCACAAGUAAGUUUUAUUCCAUUGCUCCCCCCCCCUUUUUUGCCCUGUUGUCUCCAAUGUGCCUUGCCCCUCAGACUGUGGUUAUAUGGCAAACAAGUCAAGUCUGGGAUUUGUGCUACAGUUUUACUUUAACACUGCUGUGAUAAAAAAAUAUAUAUUUUUAAUUUAUGUUUUUAAAAGUAGUGCUAGACAGAUGUGACAUUUACUUAUACCAAGGUAACAUUUCCAAGAUUAAAUAUUUACUUGAAAUGUACUGGAUUUCAGAGGGGUGAGAGAGGGUCUGAUGGAAUGGAACUGAUUUAAUUCACCAGGCUAAAAUUGUUCAUUUUCGAGGAGUCCCCUGUUCUGCUCCAUACCCCCCCCCCCCCCCAAUGUGUACUUUGUACUUUAAUGAAGAUUUGUUACAGCCCAAAGGGAAGGGGAAAUAAAGCUUGUUUUUUUGCAAGUUUCUGUUCAUUAUCUGAAGUGCCUCCGAUGGAUUAAAUCAUGGAAAUACUGUAUUUGGUGUUUGUACACACGCGCGCACACAUGCUCACCCUAAACAUACACUAAUGUUGCAAUGUCCAUAGUGAGAGGAGUCCAGUAUUCUUCACUACUGAUACUGUAUUCAUUAACAGAACUCCUAAUGUGUUACGGGUAGCUAAUGAAACAUGUCAGUUGGUUUAAGCUGUUGCAGAUUCACAGGUGACAGGUUUUCGUUUCCCCUGAGACUGACGGUGGACUGUAAGGUUUAUGAAUAUUUACGAGCUCAGUUCCUCAGGGAUUGUGCUGUCCCAGUGGUGCUCAGAGUGCCUAAGUGUUCAUUUCUGAGGAAAUCUCACUGGGAUCUGUGAAGUACAUUUAUUCCCCCAAAAACGUCACACCUUUUCAGCUUGUGUGACCUAAAAGAAAACAAGAAAUAGAACUGGGCCACUGGGCAGUUGAGUUGAGUUUGUUCAGUGUGCAGGGCAUCGUCAGGUGGUGCCCUGUCUCCCUCUGGGGGUUUGUUCAGUGUGCAGGGCAUCGUCAGGUGGUGCCCUGUCUCCCUCUGGGGGUUUGUUCAGUGUGCAGGGCAUCGUCAGGUGGUGCCCUGUCUCCAUCUGGGGGUUUGUUCAGUAUGCAGGGCAUCGUCAGGUGGUGCCCUGUCUCCCUCUGGGGUUUGGGGGGUGGGGGGGAGGUUUGGCUUUCCCUUUCAUGUAGUUGUUUUUCCUCUUGUUCUCCUGUUUUUGAGAGGCAUUAUGUGUUGCACAAACAUUCCCUUCUAACCAAAAUAAAUUAUGACUUGCAUUUGUAAAACUCUUGUUA
Messenger RNA from Anguilla rostrata (American eel), 6721 nucleotides. RefSeq names its product protein FAM222B-like. Bases 485 to 2467 code for a protein of 660 amino acids. The record is from RefSeq and is a predicted model, not a curated record. The transcript is spliced from 2 exons. Lineage: Eukaryota; Metazoa; Chordata; Actinopteri; Anguilliformes; Anguillidae.